Diaporthe batatas is the source of this 1747-nucleotide messenger RNA. Its product is annotated as NuA4 histone acetyltransferase complex catalytic subunit ESA1. The coding region runs from base 122 to 1654 and encodes 510 amino acids. Gene Ontology annotation, biological process: regulation of DNA-templated transcription. The transcript is spliced from 2 exons. The record is from RefSeq and is a predicted model, not a curated record. Gene Ontology annotation, molecular function: histone acetyltransferase activity. NCBI's taxonomy places the organism in Eukaryota, Fungi, Ascomycota, Sordariomycetes, Diaporthales, Diaporthaceae.
GUGACGCCAAAAGGAGCGCUACCAACUCAGCGUCACAAAGCCCGUCACUUCGUAAUCAAUCGAUCGACCGAUCAAACACAUAACCAUCAACCACAGCAAGCCCACACUGCCGAAUUCCAUCAUGAGCCCUGGCGUUCCUAAUGGAGAGCCUGUCGUCGGAAGCGAUGGAUCGCGAAAAAAGGGCAAGGCGACGCCCGAAACACUCGUGGUCGGGUGCAUCGCGAUGGUGGAGAAAAACGGCCAGCCUCGGCGCGCAGAGAUCCUAGGCAUUAAGGACACAAAGAGCGGCCGCCAGUGCUAUUGCAACUUUGACAAUUUCAACAAGCGACUUGACGAAUGGGUUCCUCUCUCCAGGAUCGACUUUGAGCAAGACGUCGAGUGGCCGAACCCGGACAAGGAUAAGCCCAAGGACGGCAAGACCAAGAAGGGCGCCGUAGCACCGUCCAAGAAAGCACAGCCUGGGAAGAGAACGCAAAAGAGGCCCCCUCCAGGAAAAAGAGAACAGUCAAUCACCUCGGAAGCCCAGACGCCGCACCCAUGGACCGACUUUGUCGAUUCACAGUCGCAGUCGCAGUCGCAGACGCAGAAGGGCACGCCCACUGGGGACGACGGCACGGAGGUGGCCACGCCGAUUCAGGAUGGCGCACCUACACCCGCAGCCGCAGAGGACAUGGACAUCGAUGGUGACGAGACGCCCAAGCCAGACUCGUUCAGUAGGGAGGAUGAGAUCGAAAAGCUGCGGACCUCGGGUUCCAUGACACAGAACCCGACCGAGAUCGCCCGCAUUAGAAACAUUUCGACGGUUCAGUUCGGCCAACAUGACCUUUUCCCUUGGUAUUUCUCGCCAUAUCCCGAGGUUUUCACUCAGGAGGACGUCAUCUACAUCUGCGAAUUCUGCCUCAGCUACUACGGCAAUUACACCAGCUUUAAGCGGCACCGUCACAAGUGCACGCUGCAACACCCGCCGGGCAAUGAGAUUUACAGGGACGACUGGGUCUCUUUUUGGGAGAUUGACGGCCGGAGGCAGCGAACCUGGUGUAGGAACCUGUGUCUUCUGUCCAAGAUGUUUCUCGACCACAAAACCCUUUACUACGACGUGGACCCUUUUCUCUUCUACGUCAUGACGAGGCGGACGGACAAGGGCUGCCACCUUGUCGGAUAUUUCUCAAAGGAAAAAGAGAGCGCGGAUGGCUACAAUGUCGCCUGUAUCCUGACAUUGCCCCAAUACCAGCGCAAAGGUUAUGGCCGACUGUUGAUUCAGUUUUCCUACGAGCUUUCUAAGAUUGAAGGCAAGCUGGGAUCGCCUGAGAAACCCCUCUCUGAUCUGGGUCUCCUUAGUUACCGGCAAUACUGGAUUGAGAAUAUUGUGGACAUGCUGCUCGAGUACCACGACAAAGACGAUAGGUGCAGCAUCGAACAGAUUUCCUCAGCCCUGGCCAUGACGACGCAGGACGUCGAGCACACGCUACAGGCUUACAAGAUGCAAGUCUACCACAAAGGAGAACACAAGAUUGUUGUGCCGAACAGCCAAAUGGAGGCACACAACAAACGAGUGGAAAAGAGGAAGAAACUGUUAUGGAGAGAGAUCAAACCCGACCUGAUCCAAUGGAAGCCGCCUGUGUUCACGGCCUCUAAUAGAACCUGGGGCUGGUGAAGGACCCGAGUGAUGUCCAAUUAUGGGUUGCCUAUAUGAAGUGUAGAAUUUCAAACCAGCAUAGCGAUGAAAUCAGAUACCCCUUUCGAGCAA